Molecule: messenger RNA, 1486 nt
Organism: Cinclus cinclus
Lineage: Eukaryota; Metazoa; Chordata; Aves; Passeriformes; Cinclidae
Gene: CNPPD1
Product: cyclin Pas1/PHO80 domain containing 1
Exons: 8
Coding region: 164-1480 (438 amino acids)
Biological process (GO): regulation of cyclin-dependent protein serine/threonine kinase activity
Cellular component (GO): cyclin-dependent protein kinase holoenzyme complex; nucleus
Molecular function (GO): protein kinase binding; cyclin-dependent protein serine/threonine kinase regulator activity
Source: RefSeq, a predicted model, not a curated record
GCGCAAGGGCGGGCUGUGGCGGUCCGGCUGGGAGCGGCUUUGACGGCUCCGCUCCCGACACUGCGCCGGGCCUCGGCCUCGGAGCGGACCGGUACCGCGCCCUCAGAACCGGCCCCGUAUCGCCGAAGGGGAUCUGUCAGGCCCCGCCCUGCGAGCGGGCAAGAUGGAGCUGGACGAGCUGCUGCUAGACGAGGAGGGCACUUUCUGCCUCAGUGGGUUCCAGGAGUUCACGUUCCUGCCCAGGCACCAGCAGCUGAGCGAGAGAGUGCGGAAGCGACUCUAUUAUGGUUGGGACAAAGACUGCAGCCUGGAUAAUCUCUCCAGCCCCGUGGCAGAUAUUGCUGUGGAGUUGCUGCAGAAAGUGGCUCCCAGUCCUAUCCGCAGACUCCAGAAGAAAUACGUGUCUCAUGUGUCUCGGGAAGCUUGCAUCUCACCCUGCUCCAUGAUGUUGGCACUGGUUUACAUUGAGAGACUCCGGCACCGGAACCCUGAAUACCUUCAGCAGAUCUCGUCUUCAGACCUCUUCCUGAUCUCCAUGAUGGUUGCAAGUAAGUACCUGUAUGAUGAAGGUGAGGAGGAGGAGGUGUUCAACGAUGAGUGGGGAGCAGCAGGGAAGGUGGAUGUCCAGACCAUGAACACACUGGAGAUGAACUUCCUGAGUGCUAUUGACUGGAGUCUCUACACAGAUCCUCGGGAGCUGUUUGAAGUGCUGAGCUGGCUGGAAGGACGUGUGGCUGAAAAACAGGGCAUGUGGCGUGGCUGGUUCACCUACACAGAUCUGUGUGUUCUCAUGGAGCAGUCCAUGUGGCAGCAUGUGCUGGGCCAGUUCUACCAGCAAGUGGUGAAGCUGGCCUGCCUCCUGGGUGUGGUGUACCUGACGGGCUUUGCAGCUAUCUUCGCCUCCAUCACUGUCGUGCACCGGUCUGUGUGCAUGAGGAGUGUCAGCACUGCAGCUCCCCGACCUAUGCUGUUCCCUGAGGAGGGGAGGUGCCAGCUGGAUGCCCAGCCAUCCCCAGCCCCUGGCCAGCCCCAGCCCACGUUGCCCAAUGUCUCCUCAGCCAGCUGCACCCGUUGCCUGGGGGAGAAUGAGUUGACCAAGGAACCACGUCGUGGAGGUGUCACAGUGACUGCACUCUACCUGUGGGGCAGCGUGAUGACGGCUCUGUCCUACUCAAAGGCACCUGAUCUAGCCCAACACAGGAGCCUCCCACAAGGUCCUUUCCGGAAAUUGCCCACAGCCUGUGAGAGAUCCAACCGUACCACCCCCACUGCAGCCCCCAGCCAGACUGGCCCCUUCGGACUUGCCGUGCUCCCAGCUCCUCCAGUGCUCCACUGCCACGCUUGCUCAGCCACUGCGGGCCCCUCAUGGGAUGCAGCCCCCAACCAUGAGGACUGGCUGGACCCCCUGGGGCUGAGGCAGUGCUUCUUGCAUACUGCUAUGGAUCUCAGUAGAAUCAAGAGCUUCAUUUUUCCCAGCUAGGUGUAU